AUGGGAAAUUAUUCUGCAGUGACUGAAUUCUUUCUGGUGUGGCUCUCCCAAUACCCAGAAGUCCAGUUUUUUCUACUUAUGCUCUGCCUCACCAUGUACAUGAUAAUCUUCUUAGGAAAUAGUCUUCUCAUUAUUAUCAUUAUCUUAAAUAUGCAUCUCCACACCCCCAUGUACUUCUUUCUUGGAAACCUCUCAUUUUUGGACAUCUGUUACACAUCAUCAUCUGUUCCUCCAAUGCUUAUUGUAUUUAUGUCUGAAAGAAAAUCCAUCCCUUUCUUUGGCUGUGCUCUUCAAAUGGUUAUGACCCUCGGCUUGGGUCCCACAGAGUGUGUCCUCCUGGCUGUGAUGGCCUAUGAUAGAUAUGCAGCUAUCUAACCACUGAGGUACCCCAUCAUCAUGAACAAGGUGGUAUAUGUACACAUGGCUGUGUGGUCCUGGGUUAUAGGCUAUGUGUUUUCCCUAGUACAAACAGUCUUCACAAUGGUGAUGCCUUUCUGUGGUAAUAAUGUCAUUGACCACUUUACCUGUGAGAUCCUGGCUCUUCUUAAACUUGUAUGCUCAGAUAUUUCCAUGAAUGUGCUUAUCAUGACAGUUGCAAGUAUUGUUUUAUUAGUGAUUCCUCUGCUAUUAAUUUUUGUGUCCUAUAUUUUCAUUCUGUCUUCCAUCUUGAGAAUUAAUUCUGCUGAAGGAAGAAAGAAAGCCUUUUCUACCUGUUCAGCCCAUAUGAUGGUCAUCUUAUUCUAUGGUUCAGCUCUUUUUAUGUACAUGAAACCCAAGUCAAAGUACUCCACAGCAUCUGAUGAAAUCAUUGUGCUGUCUUAUGGAGUUGUAACUCCAAUGUUAAAUCCUAUUAUUUAUAGCUUGAGGAAUAAAGAGGUAAAAGAAGCUGUGAAAAAACUUCUGAGAAAACUUUUGCAUCUACAGAAAAUAAUGAAAGUCCUUAGAGGCACAUGA
Jaculus jaculus (lesser Egyptian jerboa) is the source of this 954-nucleotide messenger RNA. Its product is annotated as olfactory receptor 13D1-like. Gene Ontology annotation, biological process: G protein-coupled receptor signaling pathway. Gene Ontology annotation, cellular component: membrane. NCBI's taxonomy places the organism in Eukaryota, Metazoa, Chordata, Mammalia, Rodentia, Dipodidae. Gene Ontology annotation, molecular function: olfactory receptor activity; G protein-coupled receptor activity. The record is from RefSeq and is a predicted model, not a curated record.